GCUGGGACACACAGGACAAGAGCAUGGCCAGCCUGAAGACUCUGUUCCUGGCUGUCCUUGUUCUCCUUGCUGUGACGCUUCAAGCAACUGAGGCAGGCCCCUAUGGCGCCAACGUGGAAGAUAGCAUCUGCUGCCGAGACUACUUCCGGGGCCCUCUGCCCUUCCGCAUGCUGAAGUACUUCUACUGGACCUCGGACUCCUGCCGGAGGCCCGGCGUGGUGUUCCUAACAGUCAGGGACCGGGAGAUCUGUGCUGACCCCAGGCUGCCCUGGGUAAAGAAGAUUCUGCAGAAGCUGAGCCCAUGAGGAAGGGCCCUGCCCUGCUGACCGUGGCCUUGGCUCCUCCAGGAAGGCUCACAGAGCCCUACCUCUCAGCCGUUACGGCCGCGCCUCAACAAAGCCGAUGGAUCUCUCUGCAAUCUCUUACCUCUGUGCCUAUAGCUGUCACCCCAGAGGAGCCGCCACACGGUCAUUCAUCCCCUCUCUUGUCCCUCUAACCCAUUCUCUGCCCCACCGCAGCCAGAGGGGCCACGAUCCUAGUCAGUUACUCUGCUGCUCAAAACCAUGAGCAGCAUGGUUCCAUGGGGUUCCAUGGCUCCCCAAUGCCCCAAGCUGAGGUGAGAGCUCCUGGGCCCAGCACCCCUGUCGCCAGCCCUGCUUCAUUUCCCUUCACACUUGUUGGACCCCAGCUCCCUGUCCUCCACAUCUGUGCCGUACAUUUCCACUUCCCGGCCUUUUCCCAGGGAGGCCUCCCCACCACCGGUGCUUGUCCGGCUCUGCCAGCCCUCUGAGGCUCUGCUCCACCCAAGCAGCCAACAAUUUUUAUUUUUCAACUAUCCCCUGGCCCUCUGUCCCCUCUUAACAGCCCUGAUCACAGUCUGCCCAGAAUUCUCAGGACUCAGGGGGCUCGUCCUCCAGCCCCACUGGCUGGAUCAUGGUCUCACACCUGUUACUUUGUCUACUGGCCUCCAACACAGAGCACAGGGCCUGGCUCAGAAUCAGGGCUUGGUGAAUGGCUACAGACAGAAUCAAUAAAAGUAAUGUUCCUCUGCCAUGGCCCAUCCCCCAAAGGCCCUGACACAUCAAUACAGAGACUCGAGUUCAUCUAGAAAGCAGCCAGUUGAGUCAAUUGUGAAGCCUCAGAUUUACCCAGAUUCACCUCUCUUCCCCAUUUUACCCUUGUGUUGGGUCUCUUUACUCUUUCUUGUUUCCCUCUUGCUCCUCUAACCUCUGACACCCAGGCUUGAUGUCUUUAGAGUUCUCCACUUUCCCUUUCUUCUUCCCCAAAUAACCCAUAGCCAAAUUUAUGCUAUGGUGUGAAUGACUACCCUUGGGGCUUGCUAUUGCAAGCUCUAGCUGUAUUUCUAUAAGAAAAGAGGGCAAAUGCUUAAGAAGCCAAAGAGAUGAAUGGAAAGUUUUUGGGACUGUGUGGGAGGCGGAUGAGGUGGAGCUUUCCUGGCCCUACGAGUGUGUAGGCUACAGUUGAGUGAAGGAGCCUUGGGUGGAGAGUGUUUUCAGCUGACAAAGGCCAGGAUAAGUCACAGGAUUGGGGGCUUUUCUGCAUUUCCUCAGGGACAAUAGAUUCCCCAGGUAAAGGAAAUAAACUUUACAUGUGCUGGUUUCUUUCCAGAGAGCCUGGUGCAGUUUAGCAGGGUAGUUGUUGCUGUGUGAUUCUGAGGAUACCACCGAACUUCUCUGAGCCUCAUGUGAGAAUGCGAAGACCCAUAUUAUGGGGUUGCUGUGGGGCUCAGGCCCAAGACAUGGGGAACAAAACUCAGUGUCUUCCAGGGCCUGGAGCCCGGGGGUCAUCUGCCCACCACGAACACUGAACAUUUCAGCCUGCCCACUGUCCGUGCAUAGGGCCCUCAGGCGUCCUGGGAUUCCCCUCCCCUGCUGUCAUGCCCUGGUCCCUCAGGCCUUCUGAAAAAUAAAUCCUCUA
Hyaena hyaena (striped hyena) is the source of this 1938-nucleotide messenger RNA. It is a transcript of the gene CCL22, whose product is annotated as C-C motif chemokine ligand 22. The transcript is spliced from 3 exons. NCBI's taxonomy places the organism in Eukaryota, Metazoa, Chordata, Mammalia, Carnivora, Hyaenidae. The record is from RefSeq and is a predicted model, not a curated record. Bases 24 to 305 code for a protein of 93 amino acids. Gene Ontology annotation, cellular component: extracellular region. Gene Ontology annotation, biological process: lymphocyte chemotaxis; cellular response to tumor necrosis factor; chemokine-mediated signaling pathway. Gene Ontology annotation, molecular function: chemokine activity; CCR chemokine receptor binding.